GGCAAGUGUUGGUGAUGGUGGUGGUAAUAAUGGUGGUUAUGAGCUCUUUCAUUGUGGAGGGUGGAGGGAGAGGGAUAAACACAAAAGAUCAGAGGCUUCACCAUGUCCAGAAGGACAAAUCUGUCAUUCCAUUAACAAGAGGAGUAGACAACCAUCAUAACAUUCCAAGACAAAACUAUGACAAUUGGGGUGGCAACGGGGGAGGCAGUGGUGGAGACGAUGGAACAGGUUAGAAUCAGCAAAGAAGCUUCUAAGACGUGUAUGUGAGUAUAUGUAAAGAUUGUGAUGUCAUGAAGUGAUUAUUGGCCUAUGUUUUGUGUUUUUUUGUGAAGUAUCCUAAGUAUAUAUAUGCUUUUUCAUAAGACUUGUGGUAUGAACAUGUGAUGAAUAAAUGACACUAACACUCAUAAGAAGUGAGUUUAUAUAAACAGAAAGUAUUGU
Molecule: messenger RNA, 441 nt
Organism: Capsella rubella
Lineage: Eukaryota; Viridiplantae; Streptophyta; Magnoliopsida; Brassicales; Brassicaceae
Exons: 1
Coding region: 15-233 (72 amino acids)
Source: RefSeq, a predicted model, not a curated record